AUGAACUCCUGCAAAACCUUAUUCUGUGCCUCUCUCUCUUCCUUUCCAUUCGUCCCUCUCCCAAACCCUAAUUCGACUCUCCCCUUUGUCUCGGUUCGCGCUAUUUCUUCUCUAUCCGUUCUCCAUCCAAAUCCAUGCAUCGGAACAGCUCGGCGCACUGUUCAUGGAGCUGCGGCUAUUUCACUGGAGAGCUUCCCGGAAACAUCGCCCAAGGAUCUCACUUUGAAGGAAAUCCUAACAACCAAUCGCAAGGAAGCGUAUAACAUGAUGAGGAUGGAGCGGAGGUGCACCUUAAGCGACGGUGAGGGUGACCGCAGAGGAUCAUGGUUCCCUUACGAGGAUAGGUUCAGGUGCGGUGAUGUACACCUUAGCAGCCGUGAGGUGUUGGAGGCGGUGAGCCCUUACAUGAUGGAAGAGAGGUUCGAUAGGUUCAGGCGUGUGGUGGAGAACCGAAGCUUCUCGGUGUGUCUUGUGGUCGAAGGUCUCUCCGAUCUUGGAAACAUCUGUGCUGCGUUUCGCUCAGCGGAUGCGUUAGGGAUUCAAUCAGUGCACGUCGUUGCCUGUGACAGCUCCAAAAGGUAUAAGAACAAUCGGCAUGUGAGUAUGGGAGCUGAAAAAUGGCUAGACAUUGAGCUUUGGGACACACCUAAAGAAUGUUUCCAAGUUUUGAGGUCUCGCGGUUACAGAAUCGCCACAACUCAUUUGGGAAUGGACACGGUUUCGAUAUACGAUAUGGACUGGUCAUGUCCAACAGCGAUAGUUGUUGGCAACGAGGGCAGUGGAAUAAGUGAAGAAGCUUUGGAGUUAUCAGAUCUUCAUUGCAGUAUUCCAAUGAAUGGAAUGGUUGAUUCCUUCAAUGUCUCAGUGGCUGCAGGGAUUUUGAUGCACCACGCAGUCUCUGACAGAACCACUCGUCUGGGAAGCCAUGGAGAUCUGUCGGAAGGAGAGAAAGAGAUAUUGAUGGCUGAGUUUUCACUUCGUCACAGUAGAAGCUCCCUUAGUAUUGCUUCCGAGUUCGCUAAACGUAGACAUCAACACCACUCUUCUUCUUUUUAA
Microthlaspi erraticum is the source of this 1056-nucleotide messenger RNA. The record is from the annotation of a GenBank genome assembly. NCBI's taxonomy places the organism in Eukaryota, Viridiplantae, Streptophyta, Magnoliopsida, Brassicales, Brassicaceae.